CAAUCAUUUCGUGUUUUUGUUAUUGAACGUUCAAAUCGGUCAGAUAUAAUUUUUAAUAAUAUUAAAUUCGUUUUAUUUUUAGUUUUAGCUCUAAAAUCAUUUUCUAAUUAAUUUCCAAAUGGCAUCUUUAACUCAACAAAUGAAUUUAUUUUCCAUGACCAGGAUGGCCCUCACCCUCGGUCCUAGUAUAGGUUUUCUGAUAUAUCUCCAUUCGAGUAUUAUAAAUUUAAGGCCCGAUUUAUUGGAUAGGGAUCACAGAGUUCAAGAUGUACCUUUAUAUCAAAUUAGAGACACCUACGAUUUCGUUAUAGUAGGUGGAGGAAGUGCCGGAACCGUUUUAGCCAACAGACUAAGUGAAAACUCUGAUUGGAAAGUUUUACUUCUCGAAGCAGGACCUGAUGAAGUAGUUUUUACUGACUUACCAAUAAUGUUUCCUGUUUUACAACUAACUCCUUUCGAUUGGCAAUAUCGAACUGAACCCGGUGAAAAUUACUGUUUGGGUUUUCACGACAAAAGGUGUAAUUGGCCGAGAGGAAGAAUCCUUGGAGGCAGCUCUGUACUAAACGCUAUGCUUUACGUGCGAGGAAAUAAAAAAGAUUAUGAUAGAUAUAGAGAUUUGGGGAAUGUGGGAUGGAGCUAUGAAGAUGUUUUACCAUAUUUUAAAAAAUCAGAAAAUAUGACGAUUCCCGAAUUCAGAAAUGAUAAAUACCACGGUAAAAACGGUUAUUUGACUAUCGAACAUUUCAGAUACUUUUCCAAACUUGUAGACUGGUUCUUAAAUGCUGCCCAAGAAUUAGGUUACGAAGUGAGAGACAUCAACGGGGAACAACAAACUGGUUUCACUUUGGCACAUGGUACUUUAAGAGACGGUCUUCGAUGUAGUACAGCAAAAGGAUUUAUACGACCCAUUGCUAAAAGAACCAAUCUUCAUGUUAGUUUACAUUCAAUGGUAGAAAAAAUUCUAAUAAACGAAGAAACUAAACAAGCCUACGGUGUUGAAUUCAGUAAAUUUGGAACCAAACGAACCGUACACGUAGCAAAAGAGGUUAUAUUGAGCGCGGGAGCUAUCGGAUCACCGCAUCUUCUAAUGUUAUCGGGUAUAGGACCGAAGCAGCACCUCGAAGAUAUCGGAAUAAAGGUUACACAUCAUUCUCCAGGCGUAGGACAAAAUUUACAGGAUCACGUAUCUAUUGGUGGUGUCGCGUACCUUUUUGACAGGCCUGAGGAAUUUGGCGACGAACCUCUCAGUUUCAAUUUACCGAAAAUAUUUUCUACAGAUACCGUGAAUGAAUUUGGGCGAGGAUACGGUCCAGUUUACUGGUUACCUGUAUGCGAGGUUAUGGGUUUCGUAAACACCAAAUAUCAAGAUCCCAAAGAAGAUUGGCCUGACAUACAAUAUUUUUUUGGUUCUUUCGCUGAUAGCUCCGACGGAGGUAUGUUUGGUCGAAGGGCAGUUGGAAUGACGGAUGAAUUUUACACAGCCGUUUAUGAGGAUAUCAUUUAUAGAGAAGCUUUCGGUAUCUAUAUUCUUCUUUUACGACCAAAAAGUCGAGGAAUGAUUAAAUUGAAAGAUAAAAAUCCUCAGUCGCACGUAUUGAUUUAUCCAAAUUACUUCGACCAUCCAGAUGAUUUGAAAGUAAUAGUAGAAGGUGCUAAAAUUGCUCACAAUUUGACAAAAACUAGAUUCAUGCAACGAUUCAAUGUAACUUUUAAUCCACAUCGUAUACCAGGUUGUAAGGAUUUGGACUUUUUGUCUGACGAAUAUUGGGCGUGUCAAGCGAAACAUUAUACAUUAACAAUAUACCAUCCAACGGGUACAGCAAAAAUGGGCCCGGACAAUGAUUCUAUGGCAGUUUUAGAUCCGAGGUUACGUGUACGGGGAAUAGAUAAUUUGAGAGUUGUAGAUUGCUCCAUAUUUCCGUAUAUACCUAACGGAAAUACCAACGCUCCGGUCAUAAUGGCAGCCGAAAAGGCGUCCGAUAUGAUUAAGGAAGAUUGGGGAGUUAUGAAUAACGAUUCAGAUGAAGAUGUAAUUGAAAUCGUUGAUAUUGAUGAUGAUGGUAAAUUAUUUAUUGAAAUAUACAUUGUGAAAAAUGUUUGCCUGUCCUACCCAUUAAUCGUUGCAACCCCCUUUAGCUUUUAUUAUUUUGGUACAAAAUUCUGUAAAUUCGAUAAAUAAUCGUCAUCUAUUUAGUUUCAGUCGUUUUUCAGGAUACUCCAAAGAUGUGAAGUGGAAGUAGGACACUGAUUUUUGACUUUCCUGUUCAAUUUGUACCAAAACAACUCAAUUGGGUUGAGGUCGACCAAAUAACAACUUUCAGUACAUUCUUAUUUUCAAAUUUAUUUAAAUACUCUUUGCACAGCUUCGAGAAACGCUUGGGAUCGUUGAUACGUUGGAAGAUAAAUUUUUUGCUGAUCAGGCGCUGCUACUACAUUUUCCUUUAAUAUUUGUUCAUACUCUUCUUUCUUCAAAUUCAAAAGGUUUUUAUUUUUACCAUGUUUCCGAACGUUCUUUCUCUAAACCAUCUCCAAAUCAUCAUUCUUUGACACUCUAUAAAUCUCUCUCCUAUUCUUCAUAGAAAGUUGUCUUGGUUCAAAAAGUAUAAAUCACAACACGUUCUUGCGUCUCCUAGGGUUAACGGGGACUAAACUACAAUCAUAAACAUCAGUCGUUCUUUCUCUAAAACAAAUCCAAAUAAUCACCGUGUCGUCGCCGUGUUUUACAGUCCGGAUUAUACUUGGAUAUUAACGUCUAUUUUUCUUUGACACUCUUUUCUUGGAGUCAAAAAUAUCAAAGUUUGACUCAUAACUCUAUAAAGCUCUCUCCUAUUCUUCAUAGAAAGUUGUCUUGGUUCAAAAAGUAUAAAUCACAACACGUUCUUGCGUCUCCUAGGGCUAACGGGGACUAAACUACAAUCAUAAACACCAAAAAAAGAAUUCACAGUUAAAGAAUAAUAAACAAAUAAGCCGGUACUUACAAUUUUUAACUCUCAUUUUAAAACAAAAAUUUAGGUAACUAUUAAAAGAAAUCGCUUACUGAAAUUUGUUUUGUAGACAUUUUGGGAUCGAAAAGUGACCAAGCAAGACCAGUGGUUAAGGCAGUACUUAAGCAAGUCCCAACUAGAGAAGAUCCCGAUUAUUGGUAAAUCUUAUACCUACUCAAUACUAUGAUAAUACUAAUUUUAAUAAAGAAUUUUUGAAACAAA
Molecule: messenger RNA, 3206 nt
Organism: Diorhabda carinulata
Lineage: Eukaryota; Metazoa; Arthropoda; Insecta; Coleoptera; Chrysomelidae
Product: glucose dehydrogenase [FAD, quinone]-like
Exons: 9
Coding region: 119-2179 (686 amino acids)
Molecular function (GO): flavin adenine dinucleotide binding; oxidoreductase activity, acting on CH-OH group of donors
Source: RefSeq, a predicted model, not a curated record